Messenger RNA from Salvelinus sp. IW2-2015, 2283 nucleotides. RefSeq names its product secretory carrier-associated membrane protein 5-like. The record is from RefSeq and is a predicted model, not a curated record. Gene Ontology annotation, biological process: protein transport. Gene Ontology annotation, cellular component: trans-Golgi network membrane; recycling endosome membrane. Lineage: Eukaryota; Metazoa; Chordata; Actinopteri; Salmoniformes; Salmonidae.
UAGGACAGCUACGGCAUUGGAGAUGCAUUACUUCCACGACCUCGUAUAAAAAAAGUGAAAUAACACUGAUUUAUUCUACUUUAUCUCUUCAUUAUCAAGCUUUGUCAUUCCUCAUAUUCCAUGAGGUGGAACUGAUAGCAUGCAGCCGAGGGACAGAACAUUGUAAAUAGCAACAGUGCGCUCAGGACAGGAGGUUCAAGAGAUUGAGGACCAAAACAAUCUGAACAAUAAAAUCAACAGUCAUGGCUGCAGAGAAUAACUUCCCUCCAAUACCGGGGUUCAUCCCCCUGCAGCCAUGUUUCUACCAGGACUUUGACGAGGAGAUCCCUGAACAGCAUCGCACCAUGUGCAAGAGACUCUACCACCUGUGGAUCUUGCAUGCAAUCACCCUGGCUGUGAAUCUGGUGGGCUGCUUUGUGUGGAUGCUGGGUGGAGGGGGCGUGACAAAUUUUGGCAUGGCCAUCAUAUGGUUGAUUCUAUUCACCCCCUGCUCCUAUGCAUGCUGGUUCAGGCCCAUCUACAAGGCCUUCAAGACUGACAGCUCGUUCAACUUCAUGGCGUUCUUCUUUGUGUUCAUGGCCCAGGUGGGCAUCAGUAUUAUCCAGUGCAUAGGGAUCCCAGGCUGGGGAAACUGCGGCUGGCUGGCCACCAUCUCUUUCUUCAGCUACAACCUUUGGAUCGCCUUGCUGAUGCUCAUCCCCACCCUCUUUUUCACUGNGGCCACCAUCUCUUUCUUCAGCUACAACCUUUGGAUCGCCUUGCUGAUGCUCAUCCCCACCCUCUUUUUCACUGCCACGGCAACYCUGUCCUUCAUCGCCCUCACCAAGGUCCAUAACUUCUACCGUGGCAGCGGGGGCAGCAUAGGCAAGGCCCAGGAGGAGUGGACCACAGGGGCCUGGAAGAACCCCCACAUCCAGCAGGCAGCGCAGCAGGCAGCUAUGGGAGCCGCCACGGGGGCCAUGAUGCCGGACCAGCAGUACUCCAGCAACACCCCACAGUACAAUGACAACCAGAUGUAGGGGAUAAAGUGGAGGGAGGGAAGCAUGUCAAAACAUGAGCAGGAGUUUGGUAUCUGUUUAUCCCAUCCCCAAAAAGUGUGUCUUCAUCACAACAGCUCUUUCUAUAGGGCAGGGGUCUUCAACCCUUUUUUGCCCAGGGACCCUCUCCCAGGCACACCGGCAACCCAGGGACCCCCAUCAUACGUUAAUGAUUUGUUUUCUUCUCACUUGUUUUGUCUUAGCGUCAAGUGAAUGAUAAUGUCAAGGAGAAGUAAUCAACAUUUCAAAAAUGAAUAGAUUUGGUAGAUCGUUUUUCAUUAUUGUAAUUGGGAAAGGAAGUGUAAACUCAAACAUAGACUAUUAGCUUGAAAGGUAACUCCAAACACACUAAGAGCUGCUGUUUUGCUGGUUACACAAAGGUUAGCCAUAUGUUUGUAAAAAUGUAUGUCGAAGUCAAGAAAGCUUGCCAGCAGCCAGCGACACUUGACGCACUGGUAGCCUGUCAGAUACUCCGGUGAGUGUAAUUGGCUCCAAUAAGUGUAAUUUGCUUGAUAUUAGCAGUUAAGAAAUAAUGUUGACAUCAUUACAAGGAAGAUAUUCUCCUCUUUUCUACUGUAAUCAUUUAUUCUGUUGUUGCUAGCGAUAUACCCCUGCUAUAGGGCACUACACUACACUACCACACUAUACCAGCUGACUCUGAACACCCAUAACGCAAAGACAUUUCAUGUUCUCAGCAUCUACACUGAAUUACAGUAUCUGGUUUCUACUGUGUGAUGUCAUAUUUCUGCUUCCGCUGCUUUGUUUUGACGUGUCACAUCAAAGACGUGUCCCUAUCUUAUGUCACUGUGUUAGCAGGGCCCUGUGGCCACGUGCACACAGCACCAACUCUGCUUGUCAGAGCUCAUUCUGAUCACCCACUAUCCUCUCCUCGAUGGUCUUUGGUUUUGGUUUUUGGUAGCCUCCUCCUGCUCAUGACUUGUAAAGUCAUGCUCAUGAUAUAGUAUCCCAAUUAUAUAUUUGUUUGUUUUUUACAGUAAGUUACUGGACUCUAGGUUUUGCCGUGAAUAAAUGUAGUCCCUGGCUGUAGGAGGAGAGCCAUGUCAGACUGUGUUUGAGUGCAAUACUAUUAACUUAAAAAAAAAAAAUCUACUGAUAUUUUUUCAAAGCGGAUAAAAACGGUUUAUUACAGAAUGUAGCACUGUGAUAACUUUAAUAUUUUACCAGGAGUGUUUAUGUACAGUAGGAGAUAGCGUAUUUGGUAAUAAAUAUGUAUUUUAAGAAUGUA